GUGUGUGCUGCACGCAGGCGGGAGAGAAAAUACGCCGCCGCCGCCGCCGGAGGAGGAGGAGGAGGAGGACACCGAGGCGGACACGCCGCUGCCCGACUGCCCACCGGGGGUGUCGUCCUCUCGGACGCCUUUUCUUCUUCUUCUUCUCCUCCUUUUUCGGAGAGGGGCGGGGGAGGGAGGUGUUGUUUUUUUUUCCUUGAUCGUUCUCGUCGUCCGGAUUGCAGCGCGUGGGAGGAGUCGAGGCGAGCUCGGAGCUCCGCCGCGGCCGGCAUCGAGGAGGCGCCUCGCGGACGUCGGAGGCGCCUGGCGGGGGUCCCCCCCGGUCGCGUUCGGCAUGCGGCCCGCCGAACGUCCCCUUUGGAGCGCGCGCGCGCGCGCCCGGACGUGGCUUUGUCUCGCGCGGCCGCCGCCGUGACGCAUUGGCGCUGCCGCCGACGCCUGAGAGGAGAAGCUUGAGCGGCCAGAGCCCCCUUUUGCUCCAGCCGCCCCCCCCCCCCCCCCGCCGCGGGAACAUGGCGCCCACCAAGGCCAGCAUCCAGCACGAGCACGCGCGCAAACAACGCGACCCCUACUGGGAGCGUCCGGCCAACGCGGGGGGCUGCUCCGCCGCCCGGCCCAAGACCCUUCACCUGGCGGGAGGACAGCAGCAUACCUCGUCGCCAUGGCUGCAGGCUCUGCGCAAGGAGAAGUCCCGGGACGCGGCCCGGUCGCGGCGCGGGAAGGAGAACUUUGAGUUCUACGAGCUGGCCAAGAUGCUGCCGCUGCCCGGCGCCAUCACCAGCCAGCUGGACAAGGCCUCCGUCAUCCGCCUCACCAUCAGCUACCUGAAGAUGAGGGACUUUGCCAACCAGGGCGACCCCCCGUGGAACCUGCGCGCCGACGCGCCGCCCCCCAACACCUCCGUCAAAGCUAUCGGCGGCCAGAGGAGGAGGAGCCCCGGCGCCUUGGCCUCGGACGUCUUUGACCCGCACCUGGGCAGCCACAUCCUGCAGUCCCUGGACGGUUUCGUCUUUGCGCUGAACAAGGAAGGCCGCUUCCUGUACAUCUCGGAGACCGUCUCCAUCUACCUGGGACUCUCGCAGGUGGAGCUGACGGGCAGCAGCGUCUUCGACUACGUGCACCCGGGCGACCACGCCGAGAUGGCGGAGCAGCUGGGCACCGCGGCCCCGCCGGGACGGGGGGCGUCGUCGCUGUGCCGGGCCGCCGCCAACGAGGACGCCGCCUCGUCGGCGUCCUCGCCGUCGCCGACGUCGCCGCGCCCCGAGACGCCCGAGCCAGGGGAAUCGGGCGGCCCCGGCGUCCCGUCGCCCGACUACUGCCUGGAGCGUUCCUUCUUCAUCCGAAUGAAGUCCACGCUCACCAAGAGGGGCGUCCACAUCAAGUCGUCGGGAUACAAGGUGAUCCACGCGACCGGCCGCCUGCGCACCCGCAUGGCCCCCACGCACGGCAGCUCGGCGCCCGAGCACAUCAUGGGCAUGGUGGUGGUGGCGCACGCCCUGCCCCCGCCCACCAUCAACGAGGUGCGCAUCGACUGUCAAAUGUUCGUCACGCGCGUCAACAUGGACCUCAAGAUCGUCUACUGCGAGAACAGGAUCAGCGACUACAUGGACGUGUCCGCCGCCGACAUCGUGGGCAAACGCUGCUACCAGCUGAUCCACGCCGAGGACGUGGACGCCAUCAGGCAAAGUCACGUCGACUUGAUGAACAAAGGCCAGUGCGUGACCAAGUACUACCGCUGGAUCCAGAGGAGUGCCGGCUACAUCUGGAUCCAGUCCAGCGCCACCAUCGCCGUCAAUGCCAAGAACGCCAGCGACAAGAACAUCAUCUGGAUCAACUACGUGCUCAGUAAUCACGAAUACAAGGACACGCCCAUCGACUUUGGCCAGAUGCCGAGCCUUCCGCAAAAGAAUUCCGAUUCCUCCGAAUCGUCUGACUCGGACUGCGAGUCCAAAGAAAACUCCGGAAACGAGAAGGCGGCGCGAAAGCACGGCCGAUCGGAACGCGGCGAGGACGCGGAGGCGGAGUCCCGGCGGCCGUCGCAGCGCCGUUGCGGCCGUUCGCGGCGCUCGUCCGAGCGAGAAGCCAAGCGGCGAGAGGAGCCCGAAACGUCCGACAGUCCGGACGGCGCCGACAGCCUGGACGCUUCCGACGGCGAGCCCGAUGACGGCGGGGGGGCGGCCGGGACGGGCGGCGUCCCGGGCGGCCUUCGGAUCAAAGUGGAGCAUUACGGCGAGGCGGACGAGCGUCUGCGGCCCUCGCGGUCGUCCUCGUCGGACGAGGGGGAAGACGACGACGAUGACGACGAGGAAGAAGAAGAAGACGGCGGCGCGGCGAGCGCAGGCGCGGAAAAGCUCCUGCGCCGCAAGAGGCGGAAAGUGCAGAAGUGGGACCGGACGCGCAGCAGGAAGUUGCGCCCGUCCUCGACGGCGACCAGUCCGGUCCCGCUGCUGGACGCGGCCCCCGACGCCUCCUCGCACCUUCUCGCCGCCGGCCCGCCGGGCGAGGCCUCGCUGGCGGCCGCCGCGGCGGCGGUCCUGAAGAUCAAGACGGAAAUGUCGGAGCCCGUCAACUUUGACAACGACAGCAGCAUCUGGAACUUUCCGCCCAACCGGGAGAUUUCCCGCAACGAGUCGCCGUACAGCAUGACGGCCAAGCCGGCCCCCCCGGGUGCCCUCAAGCGGGCCGGCUGCCUCCACGUCUCCAUCCCCGACGGCGUGCUCACGCCGCCCGCCACCGAGGGCGGGGCGGCGGCCAGGAAGCCCCCCUACAACGGAAGCUCCGCCCCGUCGGCUUCGGCGCCGCCCUCCGGCGGCUCCUCGGCGGACCCCCUGUCGCCGCCCCUUUCGGCGUCGCCGCGCGACGGGCGGCAGGGCACGCCCACCGCCGCCUCGUCCUCGUCGUCUUCGCUGCUGCGCUCGGGCGGGAGCUCGCCGCCCCGCGUGUACACCGGCGGGACCAUCCGCUACGCGCCGGCCGACGUCACGCUGGCCGUGGCCCCGGGGGGCCUGCUGCCCAACGCCCCGGGAUUCGCUCUGGACCCCAAGACCCCCAUGGAGAUGCUGUACCACCACGUGCAUCGCCUCAACAUGUCAGCCGCCGCCGCCGCCGCCACGGGGCCCUUUGCGGGCUCUCCGGGGGCCGCCGCGGGAACGGCGCAGAUGCCCGUCGCCGGCGGCAACGUGUUUACGACGGCCGACGGGAUCUUCUCGGCGCUGCCGUUUCCCGUCUACACAAACGGCAUCCAGGCCGACAAGAAGGACGAGUAGCGGGGGCCGGCCCAGACCGGCCCCCCACCGCAGACCGGCUUACUGUGCUUUCCGACUCUAUACUGUGUCGCCAGGGGUGACGGGCGAGGGAUUGGGGGGGGACCGAAGGAAGCGUGAAAAGAAGGGCGAGGGAGGGAAAAAAGGAAGCAUGCAAGGGAAGGAGAGAAGGAAGGAAGGAAGGAGGAAGGCUUCAACAAAGGACGGAGGGAAGUCAAGAUGGAAGGAUCGUCCGAAGGAUGGAAGGCGGGAGCGCCACGCCCUGCGGAGCAGCUUUUUUUUCACCCCUCACGCCUUCUUGCCGCCAUUUUGCUCCACCGCCAAUCGAUCGGAAGAAUGUUGACAUGGCCGCUUCUUGUUUGUCGUCGCUUCCUGUUGUCGCUGGCGAGGAUCAAAAACAACUCCAAUCUCACACACACACACACAAAAGCGACUCGAGAAUGUGAAACUACUUCCCGUUGCGUCCAUCUUGGGAGUUUGGAGGACGACACACCCGUGGUGCUAUGACAAGAUGGCCGCCAUCAUCUCAGUCCUACUGAGGCUAAGCAGCUAGCAUUGAAUUGAAACUUGAUGCUAGUCAGAUGGCGUUCAUUCCGAUGACCUAGCACUAAGGUUAUCGGCUAGCAUCGUUGCGCAUCAGCUAGCAUUGCUGUUUACAGGUUAACGUCGAGGCUAAUAGGUUAGCAUGGGCGCUCCCGACAGCUCACGUCUGCUAAUCGAAGAGCAUUGAGGCCAAUUGACUUUGUGUUCAUCACUUAAUGCCAAUCAGCCAGCAUCGAUAUGAAUUGGUUAGCAAGGCCGCUCGUCAUUUAGCAUCCCCGCUAUCAUCGGUUAACUUUUCUUAAGUGACUAGCACUGAAGUGAAUAGGCUACAUUGAGGCUUACUGACUAGCUUCGAUGCUUGUCGGUGGACCUUGAUGUUGUUUAGCGCCGCCGCCACAAUCGCCGUUCAUCGGGCGGCCUCCACGUUAAUCGGUUAGACUUGAUGCAACUAAGCUAGCAACGCUUCCGUCAUUGGGUCACGCCAACUGGCUAGCAUUGAAGCCAAUCAGCGUCUGAAAUGGAUGCUGGGCAGCGAGUCUAGAUUUUAAUCAGGUAGCAUUGAUGGUGGUCGCUCAGCAACGAGAGCCAAUCAGCUGGCAUUUACGGCCAACGUGAAAAAUGAAUGUCUCGGACCCUGACCGCUCGCUGUAUGAUUUGACGCGUUUGUUUUCCGCAGUUCUUCUUCUUCUUCCUCCGGAAUCUCCUCCGCCAACUGCGGGGAAGACAAUCCGCCGACUUCCGUCGCAUCGCAGGACUCUGGAAAACCGACCGCGCAUACGCCGGACGCCUCCUUGUCCCCCAAAUUUGAGGUGGGCGGGGGGAGGGACAAACAAACAAACAAACAAAAAACAAACAAACGUGUGCACUGUGAAUCGACCUCAUUUGUAUUUUUUGCUAAGAAGAAGGAAAAAAAGUGAUCCCG
Messenger RNA from Hippocampus zosterae (dwarf seahorse), 4728 nucleotides. RefSeq names its product neuronal PAS domain-containing protein 3. Gene Ontology annotation, molecular function: protein dimerization activity; RNA polymerase II transcription regulatory region sequence-specific DNA binding; DNA-binding transcription factor activity, RNA polymerase II-specific. The record is from RefSeq and is a predicted model, not a curated record. The transcript is spliced from 12 exons. Gene Ontology annotation, biological process: regulation of transcription by RNA polymerase II. Bases 513 to 3266 code for a protein of 917 amino acids. Lineage: Eukaryota; Metazoa; Chordata; Actinopteri; Syngnathiformes; Syngnathidae.